This is a messenger RNA of Mirounga angustirostris (Northern elephant seal), 6302 nucleotides long. It is a transcript of the gene EPN3, whose product is annotated as epsin 3. Gene Ontology annotation, biological process: endocytosis. NCBI's taxonomy places the organism in Eukaryota, Metazoa, Chordata, Mammalia, Carnivora, Phocidae. Gene Ontology annotation, cellular component: plasma membrane; endosome; clathrin vesicle coat. Gene Ontology annotation, molecular function: phospholipid binding; clathrin binding. The transcript has 10 exons. The coding region runs from base 600 to 2504 and encodes 634 amino acids. The record is from RefSeq and is a predicted model, not a curated record.
ACUUUAGGGGAGGGAAGUCCAGGCACCUCCCUGGGGCUUCCGAUCCCUCCCUUCCCCCCAGCUCCAGCAAAGGUGCGCAGAGAAGGCUCCUCCGUUCCCCCCUUCUAGAAGGAGAGUCCAGGCAGGCCUGCAGGGUCCAUGCUGAGGGCCCCUCCCAGUACCCCAGGCUGGGCUGGAGGGCUGGGGAAGCCGGGCUCUGGUAGGACUGCUGGUGGAGUCAGGAUGCCUGACUGGUUCUGCGGGUUUCCCUGGCCAGCACUGGGAGGGGUGUGCACUCAGGGCGGGCUGUGGGGCACAAUUAUUUCUCAUCUUGACUCUUGCCACCCUCCAGCCCACCGGUUGGGGAGGUAAAGACGGGUCUGAGUCACUAGUGAGGAGGAGGCCAGGAGUUAAACAAGCGUUAGCUGUGGCAUCCCCAUAGAAGCCCUGCCAGGCUGGACGGACAGACAGCAGACAGAAGACCCAUGUGGAACCCAAGGACGCAGCCGCCCUGCUGAGAGCACGGCGGCCCAUCUCUGGAGACCGUGACCUCGAGACGGUGGCCCUCGGCCCUCCACCUCCGGCGGGGGCGGGGGCCGCCCAUCUCCAAGUCCCCAGCCAUGACGACCUCCGCGCUGCGGCGCCAGGUGAAGAACAUCGUGCACAACUACUCGGAGGCGGAGAUCAAGGUGCGCGAGGCCACCAGCAAUGACCCGUGGGGCCCGCCCAGCUCGCUCAUGUCGGAGAUCGCCGACCUGACCUUCAACACAGUGGCCUUCGCCGAGGUCAUGGGCAUGCUGUGGCGGCGGCUCAACGACAGCGGCAAGAACUGGCGGCACGUGUAUAAGGCGCUGACGCUGCUGGACUACCUGCUCAAGACGGGCUCCGAGCGGGUGGCCCACCAGUGCCGCGAGAACCUCUACACCAUCCAGACGCUCAAGGACUUCCAGUACAUCGACCGCGACGGCAAGGACCAGGGCGUCAACGUGCGCGAGAAGGUCAAGCAGGUGAUGGCCCUGCUCAAGGACGAGGAGCGCCUCCGGCAGGAGCGGACCCACGCCCUCAAGACCAAGGAGCGCAUGGCGCUGGAGGGCACGGGCAUCGGCAGCGGGCAGCUGGGCCUCAGCCGCUCUCGUGGGUCCCCGUCCUCCUACAACUCCUCCUCCUCGUCCCCCUGCUACACCUCCGACUUGGAGCAGGCCCGGCCCCAGACGUCAGGAGAAGAGGAGCUGCAGCUCCAGCUGGCCCUGGCCAUGAGCCGUGAGGAGGCUGAGAAGCCGGUCCCCCCAGCCUCCCACAGGGAUGAGGAUCUGCAGCUGCAGCUGGCUCUGUGUCUGAGCCGGCAGGAGCAUGAGAAGGAGGUGAGGUCUUGGCGGGGAGAUGACUCCCCUGUGGCCAAUGGCGCUGGGGCCGCAGUCCGCCGUUGGCAAGACAAACAGCCGGAGAGAGAAGAGAGAAAGGAGGAGGAGAACCUGAAAACCAGCCAGUCCUCCAUCCUGGACUUGGCAGACAUCUUCGCACCCACCCCGGCCCUGCCCUCCACUCACUGCUCCGCUGACCCAUGGGACAUCCCAGGUCUCAGGCCGAACACAGAGCCCAGUGGCUCCUCCUGGGGGCCUUCUGCAGACCCCUGGUCUCCUAUUCCCUCAGGAAGUGCCCUGUCCAGAAGCCAGCCCUGGGACUUGCCCCCUAUGCUCUCCUCCUCUGAGCCCUGGGGCCGGACCCCAGUACUGCCCGCCAGACCCCCUUCCACAGACCUCUGGGCACAGAACUCCCCCCAGCACAAACUCCCCGAUACUGGGGCUGACCCUUGGGGGGCCUCAGUGGAGACCUCCAAUGUACCUGCUCUAGGUACCUCGCCCUUUGACCUAUUUGCCAAACCUCCAGUAUCCACAGAGACCAAGGAGGGGCCGGAGUGUGCCCAGGCCCUGCCCUCGGGGAAGCCCAGCAGUCCUGUGGAGCUGGACCUGUUUGGAGACCCCAUCCCCAGUUCCAAGCAAAAUGGCACCAAGGAGCCAGAUGCGUUUGACCUGGGUGUACUGGGGGAAGCGCUAACCCAGCCCAGCAAGGAGGCCCGAACAUGCCGGACUCCAGAGUCUUUCCUGGGCCCUUCAGCCUCCUCUUUGGUCAACCUUGAUUCAUUAGUCAAGGCGCCCCAGGCUGCAAAGACCCGAAACCCCUUCCUGACAGGUCUCAGCGCUCCAUCUCCCACCAACCCGUUCGGCGCGGGCGAGCCGGGCAGGCCGACCCUGGACCAGAUGCGCACCGGGUCGCCGGCGCUGGGCUUGGCGGCCAGCGGGCCGGUCGGGGCGCCCUUGGGCUCCAUGACCUACAGCGCCUCCCUGCCCCUCCCGCUCAGCAGCGUGCCGGCCGGCGUGACCCUCCCCGCCUCGGUCAGCGUCUUCCCGCAGGCGGGCGCCUUCACGCCGCCGCCCGCGAGCCUGCCACAACCGCUGCUGCCCACGUCGGGCUCUGCCGGGCCGCUGCAGCCGCCUCCGCAGGCCGGCACCAACCCCUUCCUCUGAGCGCAGCCCCGCCCCGCCCCGCCCCCGCCGCCCGGCGCAUGCGCGCGCGAGGGCCCGCCCCGGCGCGCGGCGGGGCGGGGCGGGCUGUCACCCCAGGACCCGCCCCGGGAAGCCCGGAACGGCUGAGACUCCGCCCCGCGGCCCGCCUCGGCGCUUGUCCCGGCCUCCGCAGCCCCUCCGCGGUUCCUGGAGUUUGAGACUGAGGACUUCCCGGGGCUGAGACCACGCCCGCGUGGUAAAGACUGGAGCCCGCCGCCUCCGCUCCCACCAAGUGGACUUUUUGCGAGGCGUGGCGGCUGGGUCAGGGCCACAGCGUGAAUCUCCGGCUGCCGUGGGAACAAGUGACCCGCAGUGUGGGGCGCAGAAAUGCUCCCACUUUCCGUACAACCCCCCAGCCUGGCACCUUCGCUUCCAGAUGCUCCCCAGGCUCCCACUCAUUCUCUCAUUUCAUUCAUUUACCGCAGAUCAGCACUGGGGAUGAUCUCAUGGCAGGGAACAAUAGGCAGGUGUUCCCAUUCGCUGCGCACUCGUUCUCUGCUAAGCACUUUAGACAGAUUAUUUAAUUUAAUCCUUACAACGACCCUCUGAGGUAGAUCACACUAUUCCCACUCAUGACUGGCUACAUAAUUUGUGGGGCCCAGUGCAAAAUGAAGAGGCGGGGCCCUUUUUCCAAAUUAAGAAUUUCAAAAUGGGGGCAGCAGAGCGUUAAACCAAGUGCAUAACCCUUGGUUCUGCUCUCAUAGGUGAGUAAACAGGCUCAGAGAGGUUAAGCGGCAUGCUCAAAGUCACAAAGCUAUCGCGGACCGGGGCUGGGAUUCCGACCGUCUGGCUCCACGUGGAGCCCUGAGCUCCCAUGCUGGGCCCCAGGUUUCAUUUGCAAAUAUUGACCUACCGUGAACAAAGUGCCGGGCUCACCUGGGAGGGAUCCGAGAAUUGCUAAGCCCACCGCCUCCAGGAGCUCAGAACUCAGUGGGGAGACAAGCCAGGUCCUGGAGCCCUCCUGCUCCUUUGUUUUACUGAGUCACCUUAAAUCUGGCUCUACCCUCCCCCACCUUCCUUCCCCCUGGGCAAGAAAUUCAAUCUCAGCCCUGCUGAGAGAGCCUGACUCCUCCUGGGGGCUUAUGUCGGGUCUAAGAAACCAAGGGGAGGGGCAGGGCCUGGUACCUCAUCCGAGGUCCACCAUAGUCACCCCCAUUCCUUUUCUCCUCAAUGCUCUCCCACCACUGGACCACCCGACACUGAUUUGUCCUCAGUGCUCAGGGUCUGGCCCUACUACCAACCCCCACCCCCUUUUGGGUCACUGAGGGAAAACAGCCUUCCAUAGACCAGAAACACCAAAGUGUGUGUGUGGGGGGGGGGGACACACGAUGCUGCUCUCUUUCUUAAGUGGAAGGGGGACUGGGGAAAGGAGCUGCUUUUUUGUUGUUUUUUGUUUUGGAGGGCGGGAGGGAGUCCUACCGUGGCUGUUACAGGCAGGAUGGACAAGAGCACCUACUUAGGAGUCAGACCGACAAAGUUCAAAACUCUGCUCCAAAAUUUGCACUUAAUAAUAAUAAUCACUUAGUAAUAAGUGGUUAUGCUCCCUGACCUUGAGUAAAUUACUUAACCUCUCUAUGACCCUGUGCCUCCAUUUCCUUAUUUGUCAAAUGGGAACAAGAGUUCCUUCCCUAUGAGGUUGCUAUGUGGCUCCUCCUAGGCCAGUGUUCAUUUGGCCCAGGGCCCAUCCUCUUCAGAGACACUACCCAUGAGCAAUGAGCCCAUCAUACCCCUCAUUCCUGGUCUUGCCAGGCAGUGCCCAGAGUCCAGCCCCCAUCUGUCUUUGGCCACACACACCUGGGAGGUCUCCAUCCUUCUUGGUCGCUGCCUCACCCAUCACCCCUCCCCUACCUGGGCCCUCCUCUUCUAAACUGGCUCUCCCUUGUGGACUUGACUUUCCUGAGGAUUCCCAAGGGGUGCUGCCUGACCCCCACAAAGAAGAGGUUGGUAGCCUUGCUCCCCGUAACUACUUCUGGACCAUUUGCCUCCUCUAAGAGCCUUCCUUCUUGGAGGCUGGAGCCACUUGGCUGUCCUGCCUGCUCUCCACCUGGGGCUGUGCUCCACCUCAUUCUCACCAUGCUUCUGUCUUGGGUCACAAUCUCCUCACCCAUUUCUUGCUUAACCCUGCGUGACUCCAUUAUUCAGGAGGAUGACCUUGACCUCUCAGCUACCCUUACCCAUGGUCACUCUUUUGGGCUUGUCAUCACCCUAAAUUCCUUCACAUUCAAGGCAGGCUUCCUGCUCUCUGAUCUUAAUCUCAUUCCUUCCAGGGAGCACCCACCAGACCCUCCACCUGCCAACCUUUCUGCCACCACUCUGACCUUCUCAGAGAUCUCUUUUCUCCUUGAUGUCAAUUGCCUUCUCUCAACCAAAUCCUUCCCCUUGAUAUUUGCCAUGAUUAGCCUCAUCCAUCUUGAAAGUCUUUCCAUCUUUCCCCUCAUAUGAAGCACCCAUGCUACUUCCCUAUGUCUCCUUUCUUUCCCCUCCUCCCGACCCACUCCAGUCGGCUUUUGCUGUCAGCCAAGCCCACCCAGUGGCCCAUGUUGCUGAAGCCAGUAGGCCUUUUUCUGUCCCAUCCCAGUUGGCUUUUCCAGAAUCCAACCAUGAGGAUCCUUCCUCCUUGCAACUCUCUGUCCCGUUGCCUUUGGGACACCACCCUCUCCUGGCGUUCCCUUGACCCUACAGUGGUUCUCUCUGUAUCUUCCAUGGGGGCACCCCUGAGUUCCCUGAGCCUGCUCCUCUCCUCGUGCUGCUCCCUGGAUGGGCCCUUCCAGGCCUGCACUGUCUGCACACUGAACUCCCCGAUUCCUCCCACCAACCUCUCGUCUCCACGUUCUCUCCACACAUGCAUCUCAAGGGCACCUCCAACCAACAUGUCCAAAAAUGACCUCACGAACCCCCACCUGAGGCUUUCUGUGCCCCCACCUCAGCAAAUGGCCUCACCCUCCAGCAUAAGCCCUGCUCUGCAAACCAGUCUUGACACCUCCCUCUCCCUCACUGCCAAUCCUGAGGAUGUCUCCUCUACAGGCCUCAAGACCUUCUCAUGACCUCCACCUCCACCAUCUCCCCUGGGUCCUGCCAGGGUCUCCGAACCAGUCCUGUUUCCACUCGUGCCCCUUUCCAGUCCAUUCUCCACUAGGAAGCCAGAGGGACCUUUCCAAUGUGCAGGGUCACUCCCCUGACCAGAGCCCUUCAAUAUCUUUCUUCGCUCAUAACCAAAACUCCUAACUCACAGCUCCUGAGUCCCACCAGGACCUGGAGGCUUGCCCUCCUCCAAACUCACAACGUCAUCUCUCCUAUCUCUCUUCCCGUUGCUCUCUGCCCUGCAGCCAUGCCUGCCUUCCCUAGUUCCUCAGCUCUGACUCACUGCUAUGCCACAGGGCCUUUGCACAUCGGUUUCUCCUGCUUCCCCAGCACUCCCCCCACACCCUCUCCGGACCCCAUCCUCUUGUUGUUCUUCCAUGGCUGCUACACAAAUGUGAUUUCCUCGGGGAAGCUUCUCCUGCCUCGCCUCUCCCACCAGACCAGGCUCCUUUUUAUAUGAGAAGUCAUGGCACUUCUCACAGUGGGUGGUCCUACAGUCAUGUGUGUGGCUGUCAGAAUUAACUUCUGGCUCCUUCAACAGACUGAGCAACCCAGGGGCAGGAGCCUGGUCUCUCGCCGCCCACCGCUGUACCUAAGCAGAGUGCCUGGCAGGCAGUAGGCACUCAAGAAAUAUCGGCUGAAUGUAGCAAAUGAGACAAGUGUGUAAAGUACAUGAUA